Molecule: messenger RNA, 1216 nt
Organism: Notechis scutatus (mainland tiger snake)
Lineage: Eukaryota; Metazoa; Chordata; Lepidosauria; Squamata; Elapidae
Source: RefSeq, a predicted model, not a curated record
AUGGCUGCCUUGGGGUUGUUCCUUGUCUGGAGCCUGCUCUUUCCUGCCUUACUCCUGGCAUUGCACCUCCCGACUCCAGAGAACUCUACCUGGCACUUGCCUCUGAAUUCUGUCCCUAAGUCCCCUCAGUUGGAAGUCCCCUCCAAAGACCCUCCUCGAAGGGCCCUGCCAGUCCUUCCCCGCUCCGAUGCUUCUGCCCAUGAGUUCUCUAGUGGAGACGGGGAAUUGAAGAAUGAGAACAGCCAAGGUGCCAGUCCAGUGGGCCACCCUAGAGCUACAAAAUCCAAGAGGAAGUUCAAGCUCCUUGCAAAGGGGGCACCAGCUGGCUCUUCUGGUGGAAGUUUAGCUCCCCACUUGACUGAGGAGAGUCUCAUUCUGCCAACCGAAGGCUUUUUCAAUGUUCAGGGAGAGGUUGAGGGUACUCAAGGUUGGGAACGAAGUCCAAAACAGAGGAAGAAAAAGCUGCCUCAUCCUUCUUCUAGCAUAUCAAAGAGAAACAUGUCCACCUCUGUGGCGGCCCCUCUUCCCACUUCACCCAGACUAGAGGCCUCAGAAUUACUUGUCUCCCAGGAGGGAUCCUUGCCCAAUCUCCACCAAGCAGGGUUCAAACACGGCCUCCCAGCAACUACCUUAAGCCCCAGGCCCACUGUGUCCACCAUUCCUUUGGCAACAUUCCCUGUUAACAGGUCUCUUGUCAAAUGGGAGGUAGUGGAAGAUGCCGAACCUGAGGUUGGUGCUUCAAGGGGAUGGUUGGAAAACAGUGUGCCGGAGCAGGAACUGCUGGGCCGGAAUCUAACCACAGUAAAAUAUUUGGCUUCAUACAAGAGCAGACAGGUCUACAGUGGCCUCCUUGGCCAGGAAGAGCUUUCUACAUCUCCUCUCAGGCCUGUGGUUCAGGCAGCUGGAGAUGCUCAGAAUCUCCCUGGGCAAGACGGGGCCAUACCACCCGUGACUUCCCCCUCUCAGGAAGGCAUAGUUACCCCACUGAUGGGGAAGGGCCUUAGGCAAAGUCCAGCAAGCUCCAAUCUGCCUAUUUCAGAUGACCACUUCCCUGUCCCUUUCACCCCUUCGCUGUCAGGGGUGACCGCCCGAGAACCAAAUCCUCAUAUAAGAAGCACUCAUUGGAAUCUGAUCAUUGAUACCACCCAGAAGCCAGGACUUUGGGACACGGCGGGAAUGGAAACCACCACCUUUCAAGGCAGCUCUGCUACCUCAG